AGAGAGAAUAUCAAACGCCUCGACUCAAGAGCAGAAAAAAGCGUUUUCUUGUUGGCUAAGUCUAAGAGAGAAGAAAAAAAUAAAGAAAAAAGCAAAAAGAAAAUGGCGUCGUCGUCGGAAGCUGAAGGACAGGUUAUCGGUUGCCACACCAUUGAUGCCUGGAACGAACACAUUCAGAAGGGAAAUGACAACAAGAAACUGAUAGUUGUGGAUUUCACUGCUUCCUGGUGUGGACCUUGCCGUUUCAUUGCUCCAUUUUUUGCUGAACUUGCAAAGAAAUUCCCCAAUGUCACCUUCCUCAAGGUGGAUGUGGAUGAAUUGAAGUCAGUUGCUCAGGACUGGGCAGUGGAAGCCAUGCCAACUUUCAUCUUCCUGAAAGAAGGGAAGAUUUUGGAUAGGGUUCUCGGGGCAAAGAAAGAAGAGCUUCAGCAAACCAUAGCCAAGCAUCUCGAGCCAGUAACCAGCGCCUAAAAAUAUUUUACUAUUUUUAAGUCUUGCAAAACAAACCUUGAUAUUUUCUGUCUCAUGCUGCUCACAUAAGUGGAACUCUCAAGAAAAUUCUACAAUGUCAUGCUGGAGACAUUCAAUGCAUAAAAAAAAAAAAAAAAAAAA
This is a messenger RNA of Striga asiatica, 612 nucleotides long. NCBI's taxonomy places the organism in Eukaryota, Viridiplantae, Streptophyta, Magnoliopsida, Lamiales, Orobanchaceae. The record is from the annotation of a GenBank genome assembly.